Punica granatum (pomegranate) is the source of this 1548-nucleotide messenger RNA. The record is from RefSeq and is a predicted model, not a curated record. Lineage: Eukaryota; Viridiplantae; Streptophyta; Magnoliopsida; Myrtales; Lythraceae.
CCACCCAGAAAUUCUUUUCAAUGGAAUAAGGAAAGAGAAACUUCUCUGCUUCCUCCAUGGCCCCUGGUUUUGCUCUUCUCCCACUGUCUGUCCCCUCCUUAUUUAUGGUGUCUCUGUCCCUGCCCCUUCACCCGCACUGUUCUCUCACCUCUCACCACUCACCAUCACUGUGUUUCGCAUCCUCAGAUCAACCACCCCGUCCCCAGAGAGAUUCACCCGACAAGUUCGUUCCUUUCUGGUGCUGAAGGCUUCGGAUCAUCCGCGGAAUUGUUGGGUUUCGUUAUUUUCUGUUGUUGGGGGUCCGAAGAGGAGAUUAGAUGAGGAUAGGGGCGGGAAUGGUGGGUCAGCAUCAUAGCCAUGGGAGUAACAUUAACAAUGGUGGCCACAAGGUUGGGUACAUCACCAAUACUAAGGUUAUAAAGAAGAAGCGAUACAUCAGGAGGGUGAAGCGGAGGGUCCCGCCGCUCCCGAUUGCCCUCCAGGAGCUGUUCGAUGCGUGCCGGGACAUAUUCAAGGGCCCCGGGACCGUCCCGCCACCGGAGGACGUGCAGCGGCUCUCCCGCAUUCUCGAUAACAUGAAACCCGAAGAUGUCGGGCUAAGUGAGGAGCUUCAGUUCUUCAAGACCAAAAAUGGAGUCAAAGGGGUUCCCAGGGUCACAUAUACUACCAUAUGCAAGUGUGACAAUUUCUCGUUGUGUAUAUUCUUUCUACCUUCUGGCGGCGUGAUUCCUCUCCACAACCAUCCCGGGAUGACCGUGUUUAAUAAACUCUUAUUAGGUUCGAUGCACAUCAAGUCAUACGAUUGGGCGGACCCCAUUGAUUCAUCAAAUGCCUCCAGUGCACCUUCUCAUUUGAGACUGGCGAAUGUUAAAGCUGAUGGCAUCUUAACAGCACCUUGUAAUUCUUCCGUGCUGUAUCCAACAACAGGAGGCAACAUCCACGCGUUCACAGCUCGUACACCAUCCGCGAUUCUUGACGUUAUCGGGCCUCCCUAUUCAAAGGAAGAUGGUCGUGAUUGCUCAUAUUAUAAAGAGUUUCCUUACAGCGCCUUCUCAAGUGGAGAGACUUGUCCGGGCAUAGAAGAUGGCAAGUCCUAUGGGUGGUUGGAAGAAAUCGACAUGCCUGAGAACUCGCAGAUGGACGGGAUCGAGUACUUAGGCCCGCAGGUUAUGGAGACCAGCAGCUGCUAGCUUUGCUCCUUAAAUAUUAUAAAUAUAUAGUUCUUAGCUUCCGGCCCUGAGUUCCGCGGAUACAUCUUUUCCGUGGUCUCUUUACAGUUUCCUUUAGGAAUUUCUAUGACCAUGGGGUCGACCGUCCAGGAGGCCCCGCGACCAUCGACUUUCCGUGGUUUCGAUCUAAAGAUGUAGAGUUAGUUUUUUUUUUUAAUGGACUUUUGUUUCUGUUACUUCCACAAGAAUGGCAUAUAAAGAGAGAGGUUCUAGAUUUUCAGAAAACCAGUGGGUCCUGCUAGCGGUUUUGUUCAUAACUUGCGGAUCUUAUUAUUACGAAGACACAGUCAACUUCCUUAAUUUUUAAUUCAUUCAUUUA